AUGCCGUUUUCAUGCUUGCCUUUUUUUGCUUGCAACAGGCAGGUGGACAUGUUGGAUCGCCGACAGUGUAAUCUCCAAUCGAUACCACAUGAUAUCGAUCGGAAUGCGCGAACAUUGGAAGAAAUGUAUUUGGAUUGCAAUCACAUCAAAGAUCUCGACAAGCCGCUAUUUCGAUGUCGAAAAUUGAAAAUUCUAAGUUUGAGUGAAAAUGAAGUUAUUCGUUUGCCCUCCGACAUUGCUCACCUUACUUUUCUCGAGGAACUCAAUCUAAAAGGAAACGAUGUCUCUGAUCUUCCGGAAGAAAUAAAAAACUGCAUUCAGUUGAAGAUUCUUGAUCUUAGCUCGAAUCCUAUUACAAGGCUACCAGCAACAAUAACUCAACUAACAUCAAUGACCAGCCUUGGUUUAAAUGACAUUUCACUCACUCAAAUGCCUCAUGAUAUUGGUCAGUUGCGGAAUUUACGGUCCCUGGAAGUUCGUGAAAAUUUAUUGCGAGCAGUACCUUCUUCAAUUAGCCAAUUAAACCAGUUACGAAGGCUAGAUCUUGGUCAUAAUGAACUUGAUGAUUUGCCAAAUGAAAUGGGUAUGUUGGAGAAUUUGGAAGAAUUGUACGUGGAUCAGAAUGAUUUGGAAGCUCUUCCCGAAUCGAUUGUUCAGUGCCGUUCGUUAGAACAAUUAGAUGUUUCCGAAAAUAAGUUAAUGGUCUUGCCGGAUGAGAUUGGAGAUUUAGAAAAGCUAGACGAUCUUACCAUUGCUCAAAAUUGUCUUCAAGUGUUACCGAGUUCAAUUGGACGCCUGAAGAGGUUGUCUAUGUUGAAAGCAGACCGUAACGCAAUUACGCAGUUAACGCCAGCAAUUGGUAGCUGUCAUGCAUUGACAGAAAUCUAUUUAACAGAGAAUUUGCUCACAGAAAUUCCUAGUUCAGUAGGUAAUUUGAAAAGCUUGCGGACACUCAAUUUGGAUAAGAAUCAGUUAAAGGAACUUCCUCCUACAAUUGGUGGUUGCACCUCUUUGUCAGUUCUUUCACUUCGUGAUAAUUUAAUAGAGCAACUUCCACUUGAAAUUGGGCGACUGGAAAACCUGCGAGUAUUAGAUGUUUGUAAUAAUCGUCUGAAUUAUUUACCGUUUACAGUAAACGUUCUUUUCAAGUUAAGAGCUUUGUGGCUGUCUGAGAAUCAGUCGCAAGCAAUGUUGAAAUUGCAAACGGAGCAAGACCCAAGAACAGGAAUCAAAGUUCUAACAUGUUAUCUCCUGCCGCAAAGCAAUUCACAACCUGUAGAACAUGCUCCACCAAACCGUUCUUUCAUCGGUGGUCCCAAAGUACAUUUUGGUAGCGAUCUGGAAGAAACGCAUGAUGAUGAGAACGAAGUAGGACAGUUUUCGCGACAUGACACUCCUCAUCCAAAGCCACACUCUCAUACACCGAAGUUCAAAAAGCAAUCUAUUGAUGGUCACAUCAUUCAUCAUGAUGAUGACGUAAGAUUUAUAGCAGUACGUUGUUUACAAAACCCACCGGAGCAGUCCACAAAACCACCAACACUGACAUUGAAUUCUGGCCGAAAACGUGGUCCUGAUGAAGGUUUACCUCGUCCAUUGUCUCCAACUGCACCGGGAGCUACUCAAAUUGCUUCACUUCGAAGUGCAUUAAAACAUCCACCUGUACUACCAUCAGCUGCUAAUUUUGAUCACAAUAUUGAACGCAUAGUAGAUCAGAGGCAAAAGUUAUCACCAGGUGUUGAAAUAUUGAAUAUAAAAAUUCAUCGUGAUACAAAUGGAGGCCUUGGAUUAUCCAUUGCUGGUGGUUUAGAAUCAACACCUUAUAAGGAUGACGACACUGGUUUAUUCGUCUCGAAACUUAUUGAUGGUGGUCCGGCGAUGAUUGCUGGACUACGAGUUGGUGAUAAAUUGCUUCGUGUUAAUAAAACAGAUGUAGUCAAUGUGCGGCAUCAGGUAGCGGUAACAUCAAUGCAGGACGCUCGAGAUGUCAUAGAGUUGACGAUUUUACGUGAUUCGCGUGAAACGCCGUCUUCCUAUAUUGCUUCCAGCGGCUAUACUAUAUCUCCAAAUCAGAGUAUUGAUAACUCAUUUGUUUCGGAGUCUGCCGAAGUGUCAUCAUCAAUGACAAAAGAGACGAUUUCAACAACGAUUCGCCGGGAUAUGAAUGGUUCGCCAGGAUUCAGCGUUGCUGGUGGUACAGGUGAUGUAAUUGUGAUAUCAAGUAUAUCUUCUGGAGGUGCAGCUGAAAGGGAUGGCAAGUUGCGCGUUGGUGAUCGCGUACUUUCUAUAAAUGGCACAAAUAUGAGAGGGGCACGACAUGACCAAGCAGUGUCAUUACUGACGGGACAUAGUGGAAGUGAUAUUUAUUUGGUGGUUCAGAGAGAUCGUGCAAAUCAAAAUGUUGCCAUAACUCCUUGUUCACCGAGUUUAUCAUCAACAAAAACACACACAGUUGAGCGGAUGUCGCCGUUAAAGAAAUAUGGCUUCGGUGAUCCUUCUUGGGAUGGUAAAACUGAGGAAGUAGAACUUGUACGUGAUAAUCACUCGCUGGGCUUAUCCAUUGUUGGUGGCAGUGAUCAUUCAUCGCAUCCGUUUGGUGUCAACGCACCUGGCGUAUUUAUUUCAAAAAUAACAUUAAAUUCACCUGCAGGUCGUUCACAGAGAUUACGUAUUGGAGACAGGAUAUUAUCGGUGAACAAUAUUAAUAUCCGUACAGCGAAACAUCAAACAGCAGUUGAGGCUUUGAAACAAAGCGACAGGACAGUACGUUUGUUAGUCAUUCAUGAGCCACAACCACCAGGUUUAAGACAAUUAACGAUCAGGCGAAACGUUGGCGAAGCACUAGGAUUAAAUAUCUGUGGUGGUAUCGGUAGUCCACCCGCAAAUCCUCUUGACAAAUCUGAUGAAGGCAUCUUCAUUGAAAAGGUGGAGCGUAGUGGUCCUGCAGCUGCAUCAUCGUUAUCGGUUGGAACUCGUAUUUUGGAGGUUAACGAUGAGUCUCUCCUGGGAUGCUCACAGGAAGAGGCAGCUCGUAUUUUACGUCAGUCUGGCACAACUGUACGGCUAUUAGUAUGUGAUGCUUUCUGUGUUCCUUCUGCUGCUGUGUCUUCCUCAUUCAUGAGUCAAACCAGUAAUGAUACGCGAGUUAUAGCUGGCGAACGUCAAACUACUAUUUCCAGAAAUCUUUUAAAUGCCGACAUUCAAGAAUCAUUAAAUGAUUCCUCAUCGCAUCCAUUUAAAGCACCUUUAUCGCCGGACACUGGAGCUUCCGAAACAAUCAGAACUCUCGCUUCCAUUUCGACUGACAGUCCUUUAGCUGCUUCUUCUCCAAUUCCGCCUGUUUCUUCAUCUUCUGUUGUGGCACCUCCAUCAACGUCAAGCUUAUCGCAACCUUUGUCUCCGUUUUCGUCAUCGAAUACGACCACAUUUUCUGUCUCAAGUCUUCGUCCAGCAGUACCUCCCCCGAUUGCUCCAAAGCCGAGAAUCAUUCCAAAUCAGAAUGGGAAUGCAGUUGGCGCAUCUUCACCGCUCACUUCUUUUGAUGAACAAUUUGAAAAGCAAAAAGAGCGCACAAUUUCGUCAGCGCAGUCCUCAUCUCCAUCCACGUCGUCUUGGUCGUCAAUUCCGAAUCCCGAACGGUUGGCGUUUUCGUCGAAAUUAGAGAAAUUCGAGCGCGAAAUUGAAAUUAAAAGGCCAGACGCUAACCCCACGACAAAAUCCACCCUUCCUCCUGGUUAG
Cercopithifilaria johnstoni is the source of this 3735-nucleotide messenger RNA. NCBI's taxonomy places the organism in Eukaryota, Metazoa, Nematoda, Chromadorea, Rhabditida, Onchocercidae. The record is from the annotation of a GenBank genome assembly.